Molecule: messenger RNA, 1068 nt
Organism: Quercus robur (English oak)
Lineage: Eukaryota; Viridiplantae; Streptophyta; Magnoliopsida; Fagales; Fagaceae
Product: NAC domain-containing protein 41-like
Exons: 2
Coding region: 167-946 (259 amino acids)
Biological process (GO): regulation of DNA-templated transcription; system development
Molecular function (GO): DNA binding
Source: RefSeq, a predicted model, not a curated record
AAGCGUGUGCUUUCAUUCCUUAACUUUUUCAUCAAAAUUCGAUUUUAUUUUUUCUUCUUCUUCUGUUCUCUGAGCCGCUCUUCUCUGAGUCUUGCUCUUCCUCUUCCUCUGCAAUUGAACCCUACCCAUUUAUUCUUUCUUUUCUUCAAAGAUUUCAAUUUUAGCCAUGGCCAUGGAGGAGAAGGAGAUCAUGGGGUUGCCACCGGGUUUCAUAUUUCGCCCUCAUCAAAGGGACUUGCUCGAAUACUACCUCCUCAGGAAGGUCACCGGUAAACCAUUGCCUUCAAAUAAUCCUGUGAAGGACAUUGAUGUCUACGGUGACCCCAAGGUCUGGACCAAACUCUUUCAGAGUUCUGGAAUGGAAACCCUCUAUUUUUACACUAAGCUUACUAAGAAGAAAGAGAAAGGGAAAAGGGUUGUGAGAGCAACAGAGUUUGGCACGUGGAGGGCUCAGAAAGAUGCCAAGGUGUAUGAUCACAGUGAUGAGGAUGAUGAACAGGGGCGUGAUGGGUUCAAUCAAAAAGAACAGAGGCAUAUUGGUUCUAAGAGAACCUUCACCUUUGUUGCAAAGAAAGGAUUUUUCCCCAAUUGUAGAUGGACCAUGCACGAGUAUAGAUUCGAUGGAAUCUACGGAAACACAACCAAUAAUGAUGAUUAUGUCCUCUGCCAGAUUAAUAAAUUUAAAAAACAAAGAGGGUUUGCAAGAGACAAUUCACACCAAGUAGAGGACAUUGCUACAUCUGAGAAUCUGGAGCUUCCACUAUUGAUUUCAGAAGAGACAAGCACUCCUCAGACAGAGACUACUGUUGAGACACCACAUUUGGAUUUGAGUGAUAUUGAUUGGGCUGAAGUUAUAAGCAUGGACAGUGCAUCAAUUGAUGUGUCACCCUUGAAUAUGGAGCAAAAUGAAGAUCUUGAAGCUUGGUGUAAUUCAUUAUUUGCAUAGAGGAGUUUAGUUUGAUUUUUAGCUUGGUACAAAUGGUUAAGAUGUUAUUCUUAUAGUUACUAACACUGUUUAGAUAAGUAAACCAACCAACUCGGUUGAGAUAGAUCAUAGUCUAAAAGAAA